Molecule: messenger RNA, 2415 nt
Organism: Fukomys damarensis (Damara mole-rat)
Lineage: Eukaryota; Metazoa; Chordata; Mammalia; Rodentia; Bathyergidae
Gene: Mzf1
Product: myeloid zinc finger 1
Exons: 7
Coding region: 283-2415 (710 amino acids)
Biological process (GO): regulation of transcription by RNA polymerase II; central nervous system development
Cellular component (GO): nucleus
Molecular function (GO): DNA-binding transcription factor activity, RNA polymerase II-specific; RNA polymerase II cis-regulatory region sequence-specific DNA binding
Source: RefSeq, a predicted model, not a curated record
CGGGGACCUCCCCGCCGGGAAAGCUCGGGAGGGUCCGGGAAGACCGCGCGGACUCGGAAGCUCCCGCUACCUAGAGAGACCGGGAGCUCUAGUUCUUCCUACAGGAGGGUCGCGCGCUAUUGCGCGAAACUUGUCAGUCACUGCUUAUUGCCACGGCGAGAGGCUCCGGAAGGCCCGCCCACGGUUGCCAUGGCGGCGUUUGAGCUGCCCGGACCGGAAGCUGUGGGUCAAGGCUGGGAAAUAUACGGACACUGACCUUGCAGACUUGAUCUGGUGAUCCUGAUGAGGCCCAUCAUGCUGGGACUCCUGGGCCAUACACCCCUAGAAGACGAUGAGCCUGUCAUGGUGAAGCUGGAGGACCCUGAGGAAGAGGAAGAGGCUCCCCUGUGGGAUCUGGGACCUGAGGCUGCACGCCUGCGCUUCCGAGGAUUCUGCUAUGAGGAGGCAGUGGGUCCCCAAGCAGCCCUGACCCAGCUUCGAGAGCUGUGUCACCAGUGGCUGCAGCCAGAGUUGCACUCCAAGGAGCAGAUGAUGGAACUGCUGGUGCUGGAGCAAUUCCUGGGUGUGCUGCCCGCUGAGAUCCAGGCCCAUGUGCAGGGGCAACGGCCAAGUAGCCCCGAAGAGGCUGUUGCCUUAGUCGACAGGCUCCGUUGGGAGCUGGGCAGGCCUCGCAGAUGGGUCACAGUCCAGGUGCAGGGCCAGGAGGUCCUGUCAGAGAAGAUGGAACCUUCCAGCUUCCAGCCUCCACCUCAGUACAAGCCUCAAACUCCAGACCCUGGACCUGAAACACCUCCUGGGGCUGUGCAGGAAUUGCCACUGGGCUUUCAGGUGAAAGAGGAUCCAGAGGUUACAGAGGAGCCAGAGUUGCUGGAGUCUGAGCCUUUACCUGUGACCCAGGGGGCUGAACCCACUGUCCUACCAGAGGAGGCCCAGGGCUACAAGACUGCGCUGGAGCUGACCUCUCCCCACAGCGACACUGGCCCUGAGGGGCCCUCAUGGAGGGAGCAGCCUAGGGCCCUGUGGCAUGAGGAAGCUGGGGGCCUCUUCUCUCCAGGCUUUGCGCUCCUGACAGACGGCGACUCCGAGGGGCCGGCAGUGCUGAGCACGCAACUCCAAGUACCCUGGGACCUGGGCUGGGUCCGACCGCCCUCGCGCAACAGCGACUCCAGCGCGAACGAAGACACCUGCCCGGCUGCCGCCCCCUGGCGCCCGGUCCAGGGCGGGGGCCGGGGACGGCCAAGCUCAGGGGCCGGGCCAGGCCGGGGCGGGGGCUGCAAUGUGUGCGGAAAGGUGUUCAGCCAGCGCAGCAAUCUGCUUCGCCACCAGAAGAUCCACACGGGCGAGCGCCCCUUCGCCUGCGCCGACUGCGGCCAGCGCUUCCGCCAGCGCGCGAACCUGCUGCAGCACCAGCGCGUGCACACGGGCGAGCGCCCCUUCGCCUGCGCCGACUGCGGCCAGCGCUUCCGCCAGCGCGCGAACCUGCUGCAGCACCAGCGCGUGCACACGGGCGAGCGCCCCUUCGCCUGCGCCGACUGCGGCCAGCGCUUCCGCCAGCGCGCGAACCUGCUGCAGCACCAGCGCGUGCACACGGGCGAGCGCCCCUUCGCCUGCGCCGACUGCGGCCAGCGCUUCCGCCAGCGCGCGAACCUGCUGCAGCACCAGCGCGUGCACACGGGCGAGCGCCCCUUCGCCUGCGCCGACUGCGGCCAGCGCUUCCGCCAGCGCGCGAACCUGCUGCAGCACCAGCGCGUGCACACGGGCGAGCGCCCCUUCGCCUGCGCCGACUGCGGCCAGCGCUUCCGCCAGCGCGCGAACCUGCUGCAGCACCAGCGCGUGCACACGGGCGAGCGCCCCUUCGCCUGCGCCGACUGCGGGCAGAGCUUCCGCCAGCGCUCCAACCUCACGCAGCACCGUCGUAUCCACACUGGGGAGCGGCCCUUCGCCUGCACUGAAUGCGGUAAGGCUUUCCGCCAGCGGCCUACGCUCACGCAGCACUUGCGUGUGCACACGGGCGAGCGACCCUUUGCCUGCCCCGACUGUGGCCAGUGCUUCAGCCAGCGGCUCAAGCUCACGCGCCACCAGCGCACGCACACCGGCGAGAAGCCGCACCGUUGUGCCGACUGCGGCCUGGGCUUCGCCUGCGAGGGGCUGCGCAAGCGCACAACACAGGCCCGGCAAGAAGAGCCGAAGCGGGUAGGCGACGGAAAUAUCCGAAGCGGCUGGUCGCCCGAGACCGUUGCCGACCUCCGCGCCGAGCCGCAGAACCCCAUCCUCCUCCAGUACGCUGCCGCCACUGCGGCUGCCGCCUACCCUUUUUCCAACCUGAGCCGCAGCCCCCUCUCGGAGGGAGCAGUGCAGCCUCAAGACUUAGCAAGCCCCGCGCCCGAAGCUGCAGCCGGGCCUCGCAAAACCUGA